Molecule: messenger RNA, 663 nt
Organism: Trypanosoma cruzi
Lineage: Eukaryota; Euglenozoa; Kinetoplastea; Trypanosomatida; Trypanosomatidae
Exons: 1
Coding region: 1-663 (220 amino acids)
Biological process (GO): RNA processing
Molecular function (GO): ribonuclease III activity
Source: RefSeq, a predicted model, not a curated record
AUGAGGCGUUCUUGCUUUUUAUUUUCACAAAUUGUUGAUGUUGUCUCUGCUUUGACGGAAAAACGAAAUUAUAGCGUAAAACUAUGCAAAGUGCUUCUUUUCCCAUCGCCACCGCUUCGCUCAUUGUCCUUUGCUCCACCUCCCAAAUGGACUUCAGAGCUUUCUAGAAGACUUCAAAAACAGUUUCCUGAAAUCAAACGACAGCACCAUGUUCUUUAUCUACGCGCCUUUAUACAUCCUAGUUUCACCACAUCUGAUGCGAUGAAUUCAACAAUGAAUGCAACAACUUCUAUAGGUGAGGCGUUACUGGCAUCUGUCGGGGAGUGCUUGAUUGUAAACGCCUUUAGAGAUCUGAAGCGCGAUGAAGUGCUUCUAUUAAUGUCGUUUUUAUUAUCCGAUGCAACACUUAGUUCAGUAUUGCGGUAUCACUGGGAAAUGGAAGAUAUGGUGCUCACAGAUGCUUCAGUACAGCUAUUUCAAGGAAAAACAUUAAGGUCUACGGCGGGUCUUAUGCAGUGGUUGUCAUCAAGUGGGAAACAACAGACUCCCGAUCCUUAUUGUGCGGGCUGUGUGAAGUCUAUGAUUGGAGCUGUUUAUCUAGACAGAGGUUUAGAAGAGGCAGCGGCGUUUAUUUACAAGCAUGUCUUGCAGAAUAUAUCUUAA